UACAGCCCGCUGUGCCGGAACUCCCGCUACCCCAUCACAAGCCAUAGCUCGCCUCCUGUCUCGCCUCCCCUGAUCAGCGUUUCAUCUCUCCUCUCUUUCUAUACUUAGUCGAAUCUGCUUGCUCCUUUCUCUUUUCCAUCAGCUGCAUUUGCUGUCAACAGAACCACAGCUCCUUACUGGCACAUUUGCACAUUCUCUCCUAUUCUGUUCCCUGUUUUCUUUUCUUUUCUUUUUUUUAUCCCCCGCGCUGUCUUCCUCCUGCCGCUCACCUGUCUGCUCAUCAUGGCCCUUACCGACAACUACAUGCUGUGGACUUGGGCCCUAUUCUUGAUGCUCAUCGCGACAGGACUUUACUUCUAUCGCUCUCGCUGGUUACCUCUUAUAUCCAACAUGAUCCCCGAACACACCUACCGCAGAUUGAACCCUUCUUUUGAAUCCGAUAUAGAAGCUGGAUUAAGUUCCGAUGACUUCAACCUUUCCGGAAACCUUGCCGCCGGAGAUUCACGAGGCGGCCUAGACCUUGCAUCGAAGAAGGAAGUCUUGAGAAUAAUGAAGGGCCAAAGGGUGAACUUCGACGAGGCCCGACGGAUAUUCAUGGAGCAGAAGCUGUUGAAGAAUGGCAUAGCUGCGGAUGGGAGACCAAUGGAUCCCAGAGCUGUCUUCUUCUCAUGAGCUAUCACUUUUCUCUCCAUCUCCUUUGUUUUGGGGUUCAUAUGGUCGUGGAAUGGAGUUUUUUCGGUUAGGGGAAUUAUUCGUUACGCAUUUCAUUAUCCGCAAUGUUGUCACAAUUACUGUGUCGGUUUCUCGGAGAGUAAGGACCCUUGAGAUUUGGCAAAAGUUCUUUCGUAGCUGCGCGAUAUUGUAUGAUGGUGCGUUGUUCUGGCACGGGAAGAAGGGUUGGAUUGUACACCGUUUGUAUUCCAUGAUGAGCAUUCCGAUAGCACCGGUUGUUCUCAUGGAAGGGCGUGGUGGGACUGCAUGCUUUUUUUUUUCUUUCCCUUUCUGCUAUACCGGGCGUUGUUUUUGAUUUAUCUGUUUUCUCACCGAAUCCAGGUUUGUCUAUCUAUCUCCCUGGGGAUCUUUCUCCUUUUCCUGUCGAUCAACCGAAGUAUCGUUAUCAUCUCCCUUGUGGAAUUAUUUCCGUCAUGGCAUUUCUUUGCUUGUCAUUUUGUUUAACUGUGGUUGUACUGUCCGUACGAGUGCUUGUCCCGUCAAGUUAUGUGCUCGUACAGACCGGAGCUUCUCUAGCUUCGCCAUCUCACAAUAUUACCGGUGUGAUAUUAUACCAUAA
This is a messenger RNA of Tuber melanosporum (Perigord truffle), 1291 nucleotides long. RefSeq lists its product as uncharacterized. The coding region runs from base 283 to 672 and encodes 129 amino acids. The transcript has 4 exons. The record is from RefSeq and is a predicted model, not a curated record. NCBI's taxonomy places the organism in Eukaryota, Fungi, Ascomycota, Pezizomycetes, Pezizales, Tuberaceae.